This is a messenger RNA of Solanum lycopersicum (tomato), 561 nucleotides long. Lineage: Eukaryota; Viridiplantae; Streptophyta; Magnoliopsida; Solanales; Solanaceae. The record is from RefSeq and is a predicted model, not a curated record.
AUGGGCGAUAACAAUGAACAAAUCAGCCUCACAGAUGUCGUGGUGGCUCAGCCAACUGUGGCAGAGCAGAAUGAGCUUAUUGCGCAGUUGAUGCAGCAAAUAGCUGACAUGAGGGUAGAGAUGCAACGGAGGCAAGACACCCCUCCGCUCGGAUUCGGCCCCAACUUUCUCGACGCAAGACCCCCUACAUACUUCCCCUCGUCCAGCUCGGAUCCUACUCAGCAACGUCCACCGACACCCGUGCACAACCCGUCUGGGGUAGACAUGACAACCCAAAACCCCCAAUACGCGUCGGUCUCCUAUCAAACUCCCUCCCCACUUCCAAACAAUCCUCCACAAAUGCCACCACAUCCCCAAAAUACUCAAGCAGCCCCACUACCCCAAAAUCAAACCCAAAAUCCCACUGCCUUCAAUUCCCAAACACCACACCCCCACUUAAACCAAAAUACCAAUCCCCAAAAUUAUCCGCAAAACUAUCAAACCGCACAGAAUGUCCCAAGCCCUUCCAUAGCUGCACCCCUCCCCAAAAGAACUACUUUCCAAGUCCCUGUCCCGACCUAG